AUGUAUAAUAAAUUGUCAGCAGCUGUCAGCAGAAACAUCAAGGCAGAUUCAAUAAAGGAACAAGAUGAAGAUGAAGUAGAAGAAGAAAUAAAUCUUGAAACCUAUUCUGUAUUAUGGUGUGAUGAAAACGUUAAUAAAACAGAUGAAAAUCGUGAAAUACAAACAGAAUUACGUCGUGCAAUUAACUAUUUGAAAACAUUUGAUUCAACUGGCCUGUGCAGGCAUUAUAUUCAGCGAAAGUCAAAUGAAGAAAUUGUUUUGAUUGUAUCGGGACGUAUUGGAUCACAAUUGGUACCAGAAAUUUAUGAUUUAUUACUUCUGGUUGCUAUAUAUGUCUACUGUUUCGACAAAGAUGAAUACUUACUAUGGUAA
This is a messenger RNA of Didymodactylos carnosus, 372 nucleotides long. Lineage: Eukaryota; Metazoa; Rotifera; Eurotatoria; Philodinida; Philodinidae. The record is from the annotation of a GenBank genome assembly.